This is a messenger RNA of Castor canadensis (American beaver), 2113 nucleotides long. The record is from RefSeq and is a predicted model, not a curated record. NCBI's taxonomy places the organism in Eukaryota, Metazoa, Chordata, Mammalia, Rodentia, Castoridae.
AACUGCCUGAUAAAGAGAGAUGAGAAUGGUUAUUCUGCAGUAGUGGCUGACUUUGGCCUUGCUGAAAAGAUCCCUGAUGUCAGCAUGGGGAGUGAAAAGCUGGCUGUGGUGGGCUCACCCUUCUGGAUGGCACCUGAGGUUCUCCGAGAUGAGCCCUAUAACGAGAAGGCGGACGUGUUUUCUUACGGUAUCAUCCUCUGCGAGAUCAUUGCCCGCAUCCAGGCUGAUCCAGACUAUCUUCCCCGCACAGAGAAUUUCGGUCUGGACUAUGACGCGUUCCAGCACAUGGUGGGAGACUGUCCCCCAGACUUUCUGCAGCUCACCUUCAACUGCUGUAAUAUGGAUCCCAAACUGCGCCCAUCUUUUGUGGAGAUUGGGAGGAUCCUGGAGGAAAUUAUGAGCCACCUACAGGAAGAAGAGCUGGAGAGGGAUAUCACACUGCAUCCCACACCUAAGGGACUCUUGGACAAAGUGCGUGGGGGGAAGCGACUGAGCUCAUUGGAUGACAAGAUUCCCUACAAGUCACCGCGUCCAAGACGUACUAUCUGGCUGUCUAGAAGCCAGUCAGACAUCUUCUCUUGUAAGCCCUCACAUACAGUGAGUGUCUUGGACCCUUACUACCAGCCACGAGAUGGUGCUACUCGCACCCCCAAAGUCAAUCCUUUCAUUGCUCGUCAGGAUCUCAAGGGUGGCAAGAUCAAGCUCUUUGAUGUACCCAGCAAGUCUGUCAUCUCCCUGGUAUUUGACCUGAAUGCCCCAGGGCCUGCAACUAUGCCCCUGGCUGAUUGGCAAGAGCCCCUGGCCCUACCUGCCCGCCGGUGGCGUUCUUUGCCUGGUUCACUUGAGUGCUUGGGUCAAGAGGCCUGUCCAUUUGUGGGCCGUGAAGAAUCACUAUCUGAUGGGCCCCCACCACGCCUCAAUAGUGUCAAGUACAAAGUAAGAGAGAUCCCACCAUUCCGGGCAUCUGCCCUACCAGCUGCUUCAGCCCAUGAGGCCAUGGACUGCUCCAACAUCCAGGAAGAAAAUGGUUUUGGGUCCAGGCCCAAGGGGACCAGCCCAUGCCUUGGAGGUGCCUCUGAGGAGAUGGAGGUGGAAGAAGAAAGGCCAAGAGGCUUGGCUGCAGUCUUCUCCUCCGUCUCAGGCAUAGUCCUGCAAACCCAGGGAGAGCAGGAUGGGUGAAGGGAGUUAGUCUAUGCCUCACUUGGGGAUGGACCUUCAGCUGAAGCCACUAGGCCCCACUGGCUUCUGAGGGGAGCCCACAGAGCAGGCAGGCUAGGCUCAGCCUGGCUGAAAUUUUGGGCUUUCAGUGCCCAUUGGUUGCAUAUGAGAGGGGAGGCAGCAGAGAGAGGCAUUCUAAUUAGGGCCAACUGCUGAUCCCAAACCUUGGAAAUCCAGUAAGUGCCCUGGUUUCCAUCCAACCCCAGUACAUUUCCCCCAACAUGAGUCCUAGUUCUAGGUUGAGUUGGCAGGUGGUUAUUACCCUGGUUUUUCUGCUAUCCCUGGUCUCUCUUGCCCUUUCUUGGGGCAUAUAAGCUACUGGAUGGAACAUGGACUUGACCAGGCCAUAAAGGGUAUGGCUGUUUUUCAGACCUAAAGACUGGGGUGCUUCUUGCCAGUAUGUCUAAGACACUUGAAUAAUUGCUGUUUGCACUUAUUGCAUGGUCAGACCACAUCACUACAUUUCUAUGCAAGGGGGUGGGGGUGGGCAGCAAGGCAACAUGGUGGUCAUGGCUCUUAGCUAACCUAUUCAAAGACCUUUUCCAGUUGAUUAAUCUAUUUUCAUAUUUAUAAUGGAGUCUUAAUGUCUGCCUCUAAGACUUUCAACCUUGUGGUUGGGAGUGGGGCUGGUUUUGUAGGCCCUAGGGUCUGCUCUAUGUAUUUGUCAACAGGUGAUACAACCAGUUGGUUGAAUGGUUUAUAUUUGGACUGAUUUUCUUCCCUUCCUGCUAUAGCUGGAGCUUUGGGAACAGUCUGUCCUUACAGAACCGCAAUAAGAAAUAACCAAAGAAUGAAGUUGGUCAAAUAUUUUCAUAACUUGUUUCUGUUGAUUUUUUUGUAAAACUUUCCCAAGAUACUUUCAGAUUUAAAUAUAAAUAAAGUUGAUAUUGCAGGU